Metarhizium acridum CQMa 102 is the source of this 492-nucleotide messenger RNA. The record is from RefSeq and is a predicted model, not a curated record. NCBI's taxonomy places the organism in Eukaryota, Fungi, Ascomycota, Sordariomycetes, Hypocreales, Clavicipitaceae.
AUGGAAGCAUGCGGCCGCAUGAGCCCGACUCUUCCGAAACGGAUGCUCCCGGCCACAGCCGUGCCCGUCACCGGCCAAGACCCCCUGAACACCACGUCCACCUUUCUUGAUUCCGUGGCUGGACAAGGCGGCGGCGCUAUCAGGGCCUGGAAUGCUCCCCGCGUCUCUACCAUUGUCGAGCCCGCCGGCCUGGCCUUUAACGACACCGAGCACCGUCACGCCUCGCCGCUCCGCCUCGCCGACAACAACACCGGCGCGGCCGAGGUCGUCUACAAGCUCGCCAACCUACCCGCCGUUGCUUGCGUACACUCGCACCCAACUCCAUCUGCCACAGCGACAAGUCGCAGUACUCUUCUACGCACUUAUCCACCAAACCGACACGCGUACUCCAGAAUCUCGUCGAGAAAACGUGAAUCAAUGCCAGGGCGACAGCCAAUAAUUGAAGCUAGAACUAUGACUACAUUAAUUAUCCUCGUAUCUCGUACCCCUUAG